Messenger RNA from Kazachstania africana CBS 2517, 1362 nucleotides. RefSeq names its product Golgi transport complex subunit COG1 (gene COG1). The record is from RefSeq and is a predicted model, not a curated record. Lineage: Eukaryota; Fungi; Ascomycota; Saccharomycetes; Saccharomycetales; Saccharomycetaceae. The transcript has a single exon. Bases 1 to 1362 code for a protein of 453 amino acids.
AUGCAGCAACAGAACGGUGAGGUCAAGAAGUUGUUCGAAGAGAAAAGUAUUACGGAGAUUAAAGACUAUUUAUUGGAUGUUAAUCGUGAAUUGGUUCAAGUGGAUGAAAAUUUCACUGCUAAAUUAAAACUUCACUAUCCAGACAUCUUACAAGUCACGGAGGAUGUCGCUGGGUUGUAUGGUUUGUUGAAAGAUGUCGAUACGGAAUUUAGAGAUCUCUGUUUCAAUGAUGACAAGUAUCAGAUCAAAAAACUGCCCGAAUUUGCCAGCGAUCAUUCUUCUAAACAGGUGAAUACCAAUGUCUCCUUAUCUGACCAUACUCGAACUAGCACUGAGUCUAUACUUGCUAUUUCCAACUGGUUACUCUCUAUUUCAAAUUUUUUUAAUAUGGCAUCACUUAAAUCUUUUGAUGAUAUGAUGGUCAAUUUCCAGAAUUUACGCAAUUGUCACAUCCCAACGGAUUUUCAAGAUUUGAUCAAUUCCAAGAUUAUCUCCUUCCAAGAAGAACUUUUCCAAUCAUUGCAAUCUUCCAAGAUUCACUUCACUUUAACACAACGGAUAAAACUGUUUAACCUUUUCCAAGAUUCGAAAUCUUACAAUUGGAAUGCGCAGUUAUGUUCAGAUUAUCAGCAGUUACUUUACGCGACAAUUUUUAAUGAAUAUAACGAUAUCGAAUCCAAUCUAUUUGAAUCUACUGAUCCGCUAGUAAGGGAAUUUAUUCAUCUACCAGAUUUCAAUACGAAAUUGAUUGAAAAGAUCAGAAACGAUAUCGAUUUGAAAUUGAACCAAUUGGAAAAAAUCAUACAAGGUGAACUUGCCGAGCAACCUGGAGAAACUGAUGAUUCUGAUAUCGGAACCACCAUUCAUACGGCAAAACUAAAUUCUAUGGGUCUUGUCAAUUGGAAGGACAUUACGGUAUAUAAAAUCAUUCAACCAAUAAUCCCAAUGAUUUUAAAAUUACAAAAAUUUGGCUGUGAUGCAUCGAUCAUAAACGAAAUUAAAACUAAAUUGACUGAAAUUAUAAAGCACGAUCUAAACGAUCUGGAAGUCUCCAUGAAGAAGAUCAGUGUUGUGCCACCAAAGGCAGAUGCCUUGCCAUCUUCAGAUAUAUCUGUUCCAGGCAUUGAACCGACUGUGGAGCCAACCGAAGAACAACCUGACCGGGAUACCAUACCAACUGAAGAGCAAUCUGAAGAGGACAUCACAGCAACUGAAGAUAAAUCUCACCCGCAGCCUCAACCAGUCUCAAUGAAUGAACUAGUCGACUCCAUUGUGCAAAACUACAACAAAACUAACCUAAUACACCUGCUGCAUGAACAAAUUGCUUCGUUAGCUGAGAUUAAUGCGUCUCCAGCAAGGUGA